Molecule: messenger RNA, 1501 nt
Organism: Echinops telfairi (small Madagascar hedgehog)
Lineage: Eukaryota; Metazoa; Chordata; Mammalia; Afrosoricida; Tenrecidae
Gene: POLR3GL
Product: RNA polymerase III subunit GL
Exons: 9
Coding region: 413-1120 (235 amino acids)
Biological process (GO): transcription by RNA polymerase III
Cellular component (GO): RNA polymerase III complex
Source: RefSeq, a predicted model, not a curated record
GAAAGCAGAGGGAAAUGCAGAAGGUCCUGGCUUGCCUCUGAUCCACAAUCCUUCCUUUCCCAAACCUGCUCCUCCCACCUCCUCUCCUCACAGACAAGGCAACGGGAAAAAAUAUUUUUAGAAAAGUAGCCAUUGGUGGUGCUGAAAGGGGCAGGGUAGUAUUGAAGGGAAGGUGGGCGUGAUGGAGGAGAGGCCAAGUACGAAGCUCGGGUCAUCGAAAGUCUGAUUCCGGCCAGCAGUUUCAUCGAAGUCCAUUUCUCGGUCGGGACUCCUCUCCUCGCCUGGCCUCUCAGUGGAGCCUCCCUCCGAGUGAGAUUGGUGACUCAUCUCUGGCCCCGCUGUGCCUGACUCUGCCGUGCUCAUGGCAGAACCUUUGAAAAUCAAUACACUGAUCAGAUUGGUGCUUCAUUGAAUGUGGAAGGUUUCCCUCCCCGGGUCUCUGAAGACCCAGGGCCCCUCCACCAUGGCCAGCCGGGGUGGGGGCCGGGGUCGUGGCCGGGGCCAGUUGACAUUCAACAUGGAGGCCGUGGGCAUUGGGAAAGGAGAUACUUUGCCCCCGCCUACCCUGCAGCCUGCUCCACUCUUCCCUCCCUUAGAGUUCCGCCCGGUGCCUCUGCCCUCGGGAGAGGAAGGGGAGUACGUCUUGGCACUGAAGCAGGAGCUGCGAGGAGCCAUGAGACAACUCCCCUACUUCAUCCGGCCGGCUGUCCCCAAGCGAGAUGUGGAGCGCUACUCAGACAAGUACCAGAUGUCAGGGCCCAUUGACAACGCCAUCGACUGGAACCCUGACUGGCGUCGCCUACCUCGGGAGCUAAAGAUCCGGGUGCGGAAGCUGCAGAAGGAACGGACUCCUGUUUUACUUCCUAAGAGGUCCCCUGAGGCUCCAGAAGAUAAGGCGGCAACCAUACAGAAACUGGAGACCCUGGAGAAAAAGGAGGAGGAAGUGACUUCAGAGGAAGAUGAGGAGAAAGAAGAAGAAGAGGAGAAGGAAGAGGAGGAAGAAGAGGAAUAUGACGAGGAGGAACACGAGGAGGAAACAGACUACAUCAUGUCGUAUUUUGACAACGGAGAAGACUUUGGGGGUGACAGUGAUGACAACAUGGAUGAGGCUAUAUACUGAAGACGGACGCAACCACUCCAGAGCUUACUCUCUGGAUCAGAGGUGCAGAGAAUGACCCUGGCCAGCGGGUUUGUGGAUAAGCAAGGCCACGUCCUCUGGCUCUUCUCGAGAGUCCAGAUAACCAGCUUGGCCCUGGUUAGGCAGGAGGGGAGGUGACAGCUAGCUCUCUUCUCCCUCCCCCCCUCCACCUGUGUACCACCUCUCUGCCUUGUGCAAAAGGCAAAGGACCAAAACCCUCAUUGUCCCUAACAAAGGCAGGACGGACACUCAGAAGAAAGCCCUGGGGUGGUUCCCUGUCUGGACAUGUCUUCCCAUUUGUAGAGCUAAUUGGGGUGGGAGUAGGGCAGUUGUAUAUAUUUGAAUAAAAUGUUUGUAUCUGUC